GCCGCAUGCCUUUGUAGGCCGCGAAGGCCACGCCCUUCAAUGGAUGCGGUCCCUGAAUUGAGACACAGCUGAUGGCUAGCUUAAAUGUGGCAUUAAAUCUAGAAGCUAAGCGUGUUAGGAGGACGGCGUGUCAGGAGAACGACGUCUGGCUGCUCUGCUACCUCACCCCCUCCAUCUACACCGACACACACGGAUCCAGGUCUGAAUGUUUCUAACUCGGUUCAGCUCCCAGAUGAGACACUGCGGAGCGUUUAGCUGCUCAACAUGAUUGUAGCUGUCAUCAACUCCACACAGGAGUUGAUGUGUCACAUGAUGAUGGGGAGCCUGGUGAGUUUCAGGAACGACUGUGCUCAACAUCCUCAGUGAGACACUCCCAGAGGACACCUGUCCUCGCGUCUUCCACCUGUCCUCGUGUCGUCCUCUUCAUGUGUCCACAGUUUAGUCUCUAGACUGGGAGACCUUUGAGCAGUACAGCACCUAGCAGCUGUUCCUGGCUCAUAGCUUCCCCCUGGAGACCAUCAUCCCCAUCCUGCAGCACCUUAAAUAUAAAGAACACAGGCCUUAUACUGUCUGCUGCUGCUGCUCUGCAGAGAGAAGUACGACAGGAACACAUCUGGAUACUCGUGUUAGAGACUCCUGGGUCCCCGUUAACGUCUCUGUGUCCCAGGCCCUAAGGAGAUGGUGAAGAUGGUCCUGAGUCGUCCAUGUCACCCCGAGGACCAGUUCACCACUAGCAUCCUGGGACACUGGGUGUCCAAUCCCGACAACACGCUGGGAGAACACAUCAAGGCCCAGCUGAUCAAGAACAACAACCAGCCCCACAAGAGACAGAGUCUUCACUCAGACCCCGAUCCCUCAGGCUCUGCAGCACGUUCAGGCCAGCUGUGAUGAGCUGGACAGGUAGGCUGGAAUAAAAUGCAGCUGCUUGGAUUGGAGGAAUCCCCCACUGGCCACGCCAAUCAUCAUCGAGCCUAGACAGCAGGAGGAGUCGACGUCAUCUGGUCCAAUCCUCGGCAGGCAAUCCUACAUCUCAUUAGCCUCCUCUCUACCCAUGAAGGGCAGACACACGGUUUGUGUAACAUUUUGCAGCAACGACAGGGGAGCCAGCCUGAGCCUGGGAACCUCAGCUCUCUGAUUUCAGCAGAAUGAACACCAGAGGAGUCUGGAGAAGAUGACAAAGACUGGCAGACUCUCGCUCUCUCUACACUGGCUGGAUCCCACAUAUCCGACAUCAUUCCAUCAGUUCAUCUGAUGAGAUUUAGUCUCCAAGGUUUUCCAAUCCUUUCCACUGUAAGAUCUGAAAAAGCAGCAACAAUAGGUCCUACCGGGGCAACAAGCGGACGCAGUCAGACCAUGAGUCAGAUGAUCAUUCAUGUUGUAUAGAAACUCCCAGUCCACUUGCACAGUUGUAUUGCUGUUUUGUGCACAAAGGCACCAUGGGAAACAUAGUCCAGUGCUGUCACACACUGUCAAACUACUUUAAGUGUAAAGAUGCACGGGCCAAGGGUGAGGCAGAAAGAUCCCCUCUGCUAUCUAGCGAGGAGAGUGAUCCUGACUCGCCGAGCUUGACGGACGACAUGGAGGACGAUCUGUUAACUGUCUCCACCGGUGUGACAAACCCAGCCCUCGAACCAGAGCACUUCCUGUUUCCGGACAUCAUCCUGAGCAGCAACCUGGGAGAGGACGUGACUCUGGUGGAGCCGAUGGUGUGUCUGCUGGUGUCUGAGGAGGAUGAGGGAGCGAGGGUGGAUGAGCCAGGAGAUGGAGGACAAGAGAGGAGCAACAGGGGGAGAAACAGGGGGUAUUCUGAGGUUGAGACACAAACUGAGGUGGAAACACAGAUUGAUAUGGGGGUACAGACUCAGACAGAGUCACAGGCAGAAGUUCAGGCACAAACAGUGAUCUGUAAUGUGACUGUGGAGAGAGGAGUAAACACAAUAACAAAUUCUGGCACUACAAAAGAGAUGGCUGUGGAUGAGGAAGCUGAACAGGAAAAACUGAAAGAGACUCACAUCCAUGAGGACCUGACCGCGACUUUAACAAAGCAUGCAUUUCAAACUGAACAAUAUAUAGAGCUAAUACAGGAGUUAAACACAGUUGACGACAAUGUCUUUAAGUCAGAGUGCACCUCAGUGAUGCUGACUGAACACAAUAUAAACAAAAUGGAUGAGAACAUCGCUGCAGUGGAGUCACAAAAGUACAUUCAGCUGACAAAACCCAGCAUCAAAACCACUGAGACUGUGGAGACCUUUGACCCUGCUGAGGACCUGUCACAACAGAGUAAUCGUGGGAAUUACCAGAUGGGACAGGCGACUGUGGUGUCAGAUCAGAAUGUAAUUGAACAUAACAUUAGCCACACAAAAACAAACCACCACACAGGUCAGACAGCAGAUGAGGCAAUUUUAAAUCCAGAUCAUAUUCAAUGCCAGGAAAAUUUGGACCUACUAAAGAGGGAAGAGGACAACAACAAGACUUUUCUGCAGCGUGUUUUGGUGACAAUUCUGCCACAGGUGGAGGAAGAGGAAGGGGCUGAGACAAUGCAAAUGACCUUGUUUUCAGUUGACAGGCUGUUUAUGGCAGCAGCACGUGUCAAAGCGCCUCCAAGUCAAAUUGAAGACCCUGAGGAUGAUUGCCCAGAGCAGUCUGAGCAACUUAGCAUCCGUGACAUAGUCAAUCUACAAGAGAUGGGCUUUACUGUCAGAAUCCAACCACCUGGGACAGAAAGUUUUCAGCUUCAGGUGUCAGGCCAACUGCUGGUGGCAGAGCUGCAUCAGGUGCUGAUGGAGCACGAGAUCACCUGCCACCGCACAUGCUAUUCCCUCCAGCUGGGAGGCAUCACACUUGACAACCUCGCAGAACUGAGCUCCAUCGAGGGCAUCCAGGACGGAGUUGUGAUCAAGGUGGUGGAGGAUUCUUAUUCAGUGCGCGAUGCUCGUCUUCAUCUCAGACAUGUACGGGAUCUUCUGAGGAGCCUUGACCCCGCAGAUGCGUACAACGGAGUCAACUGCAGCUCACUGUCUUACCUUUCCUUUUACACCAGAGGAGACCAGGACAGUGACAGUAAGAGGAUAAGGCGAGCUUCUGAAAAGGAGUCUAUUUACUGCAGCCCUCCAGAAUAUGUCCUCCCUGGGUGUAAGGACCUGUUACUUACUCCACUGCAGCCGGUCAGAGAUGAUGGGAAGCCAUUACAGUGCCUGCGGCUUCUGACCAUGAGCAGCUGGAACCCCCCUCCAGGAAACAGGAAGAUGCAUGGGGACUUAAUGUACCUCAAUGUCCUGACUAUGGAAGACAAAGAACUCAACAUUACAUCUUCUACACGCGGUUUCUACCUCAACCAGUCAACUGCCUUCAACUUCAACCCCAAGCCAGCAGUUCCCAAGAUCCUUUGCCACUCUCUAGUCGAGCUGCUGAAUCAAGUCAGCCCUGCUUUCAGAAAAAACUUCAGUGCCCUGCAGAAGAAGAGAGUCCAGCAACACCCUUAUGAGCGGAUCGCAGCACCUUUCCAGGUGUUCACCUGGAUCGCCCGUCAUGAAGACCACACCCUCGACUGUGUCCGAGCGGAGGAGACUCAUACCAGUCGUAUGGGCCAGGACGAGCACACAGCUGGGCAGAGUCGGGACUGGAAUGAGGAGCUGCAGGGAUGCAGGGAACUCAGCAGGAACUCCCUCCAGGAGCGCCUGCAAAGAGAGAGGAGCAUAUUCAAGACCAACAGUGACUUUGUUGCUGCUGCAACACGAGGUGCUGUAGCCAUUAUCGACGGUAACGUGAUGCCGUUAAACCCAGGGGAGGCACCUCAUAUGCAGAUGUUCAUCUGGAACAAUAUCUUCUUCAGCCUGGGGUUCGACAUGGCUGAGCACUACCGCCCACUAGGGGGCAACACUGCUGCUCAUGCUGCUGCCAUCUGUGACCUGAGAGGAGCACAGGCAUAUGUAUCUGUCGACAUAGAGGGGCUUCACACACUUGGAACAGCUGUAGUGGAUUACCGUGGUAUCCGUGUUAUUGCCCAAACGAUUGUUCCUGGGAUACUGGAGAAAAAUCAGGAGCAGAGUAUAGUCUACGGCUCUAAUGACUACGGGAAAACUGUAUUUACACACCCCAGGUUCCUAGAGCUUCUGGAUAAAACUAGUAAACCACUAAGAAUCCAACGUCACCAGGUGCUCGACCACAGCAACAGCCCUGUGGACCUUUGCUCUGGCAUUGAGACCAAAGGCAUCCUGGGUAAUGACGGAAGACCCUACAUUUUGGACCUUCUGCGCACCUUCCCUCCCGACCUUAACUUCCAGCUCUCAGAGACAGAGGAGAGGAGCGAGGCGCCGAAAGAGUGUCAGAGCUUUGGUUACCCCCAGAAACAUCAUCACAGCCUGGCCAGCCUGAGACCAGAGCUGAUAGAAGCCUUCGUGCAGCAAAGGUAUGAACUUUAUGUCAAGAUGGUGUCCCAGGGGCUCAAACAGCUGGAAGAACAUGAAAAAGCCACGGAGCAGAGUGAAGAGCUGGUCUGUGAGCCCAGAACCGGAGACACAGCCACAGCCGAAUUUCAGAGAAGAAAUGUGAUCAAGGAAGCUUGUGAGGCUGUUGGAUCAGUCAGUGACUCUUGCUUUGACAUCCGCUUCAAUCCUGAUGUUUGCUCUCCAGGUGUUAGUUUCUCCUCCGAGUGUGCUGAGGAGGUUCAGAGGCAGAGACAGUUGUUAUGGGACGCGGCAGCUUUUCUACUGUCCAAUCAGAUUCCAGCAGUGCUGAGGGACUGUCUCGACCACACAGCAGUGCCGAUGGAUGGAGCGACCCUGACCUCAGCGCUGCACCAGCGGGGCGUGAACGUACGAUACUUGGGCACCCUGCUGAGGGAGUUGGACAGGGUGGACGAGAGAGGGAGACUCAGCCACAUACAGAGAAUUUCUAUCAGUGAAGUCAUCAUCAGAAGUGCAAAACACAUCUUCAGGACCUAUCUACAGGACGUCGAACCUGCAGCUUUUUCCGCUGCUGUCAGUCACUUUUUGAACUGCCUCCUGAGCUCCUCCUCCUGUUUCCCUGACUCCUGCUCAGAAAAGCAACUCCCUCGCCGCAGGAGCCGACGUCGACGGAGCCACGGGAGUCGAGUCUCCUCGUUGACAGAUGGUGUGUGGGCUAGACUGACCCCUACUGAGCUGUGGAGCAGGGUCAGGACUGAGGCUGGAGAUUAUUACCACUACUCAAUUGACAGUGAAAGUAUAGAUGAAGUGAUAGAAAAGCACAACCUUCAGAGGAUCUCCCUGCUGAGAGAGAUUGCCAUCAAGACGGGCAUCCAGGUGCAGUUGAAGGAGUAUGUGUUUGAGUAUCGACACAGGCCAGUGUUUAGUGAGGAAGAUGUUGUCAACAUGUUCCCUGUGGUCAAACAUCUUAAACCUACGGGAACGGAUGCCACACGGCUUGUGCAACACGCACAGGUAGCAGUACAGCAGGGGCUUCUCAAAGACGGCUAUGAAUUGAUUAGCCAGGCCCUGACUCUGUUCAGCAGCGUAUGUGGGGUCCUGCAUGAGGAUGUGUGCAUGUGCCUGCGUCUCCUGGGACGACUCAGCUACAUCUUGGGGGAAUAUGCGGAUGCCCUCAGCCACCAGGAAAAGGCUGUUAUGAGUAGUGAGAGAGUACAAGGUAUAGACCAUCCACAGACCAUACAAGACUAUACUUACCUGGCCCUUUAUUGCUUUGCUGGAGGCCGGCUUUCGACGUCCCUACAGCUGCUGUAUCGUGCUCGAUACCUCACCCUGCUUGUGAGCGGAGAAGACCAUCCGCACGUCGCACUCCUGGAUAGUAUGCUGGGUCUAGUGCUUCAUGGACUGAUGGAGUAUGAGCUUUCCCUAAAGUUCCUGCAGAAUGCCUUAAUUUUGACCUCAAAAUACCACGGUGCCACAUCUCUGAAGUAUGCACACGGUCAUCACCUGCUCGCCACUGUGUACGAGAGUAAAGGAGAGUUUCGAUCAGCUCUGCAACAUGAGAAAGAGGCUUAUUCAAUAUACAAGAGCCAGGUUGGUGAGGACCAUGACAGCACGAAGGAAAGCUCAGAGUACCUUAAGAGCCUUACUCAGCAGGGUGUGAUCCUUCAGAAAGCCAUCAACCACAUUUACAGUAACACACCUAGUGCCUGUAUUCCACCUCCAAAGUUUUCCACACCAUGCCUUCCCACAAUCCUUCAGCAGCUCAACCUCACAUGUGGAAUCAUUCUCAUUGCCCUCAGUGCUAAAGACAUUGCAGAUCUGAGGACUGAGUUAAAAGGAAAGGAAAAGUCUAAAGUGGAAGAGCUGGAAAAAAAGAUUUAAGAACGGCAGACGACAACGAUGAACUAGGGACUAAAAGGACAGUUACAUUAGAAAAGCUGUGUAUUCAGUCAGAGUUUUGAAAAUGACCACUGGCAAUGAGCAACAAUGGCAAAUGAAAGGUGUUAAUAAGUAAGUUAGCCUACUUUGGACAACAACUAUAUCCAAGUAACAGACAGGGGCAGAUGACUCCUUUUAGAAGAGGACUUUGUUCUACUGUUGUCUGGGGAGGAUUGGACGUUGAAGAGAGCCGCAGCCAUGAUAAAGCUCUUGUUGAAAUGUAUGGGAUGCAUGAAUGAACAAUGCAAGCUGUAAUUUCAAGGCCAAUAUGUAUAGCCAAAAUGUCCUCCUGUUUGUCAGAAAAAUGCAUAAAUAAAAUAAAUAAAAUUAUACUACUACUCA
Messenger RNA from Micropterus dolomieu (smallmouth bass), 6689 nucleotides. RefSeq names its product clustered mitochondria protein homolog. Gene Ontology annotation, cellular component: cytoplasm. The coding region runs from base 1437 to 6290 and encodes 1617 amino acids. Gene Ontology annotation, molecular function: mRNA binding; protein binding. The transcript has 37 exons. The record is from RefSeq and is a predicted model, not a curated record. Gene Ontology annotation, biological process: intracellular distribution of mitochondria. NCBI's taxonomy places the organism in Eukaryota, Metazoa, Chordata, Actinopteri, Centrarchiformes, Centrarchidae.